ACCAACUUUGGGUACAGCUAGAACUUCAAAUGUCAAUGUCUACGGUGUCCAGUUAGGUAUUGCAUGUUGGCCAUAUCUUACAGGACAGAGUAGACAACCCAACAACCUGUUUGAUAAUUGCCUUACACGCUAUCAAUGGAUAACACGAGCAUUCAAUUAUUUCUCUUGAUUCGAUUUUAACCUUGCUAGCUCUACUAGGGCGCUAGCUGUCUCUGAACAGAGUCCGCCGGCUGGAUCUCUUCAAGUUUGAUUUACACACCGGGUUCACACGCAACAUCUGGAGCAGUCACAACAUACGCAGCUUGUCAAGAUUCGUCCGGCCAUGAUACGGCUUCUCAAGCUGCCAUGUGGCAUUGCGGCCACACUUCUGGCAGCUGUGUGUCUAAAUGCCGACCAUGUCGCUGCUGCGCCGUCAGUGAACGUGGCCAUGAAGGCCUCGUUUCCUUCGCCUCCGUAUCUUCUAGAGCUGCUCGAGUCGGCCGCUGUAGAGAACUCGACCUCCUAUUUCGCCCUCCUCGAUCGAGUCGCUGCCGGCUAUUUUGACGAAGCAAAGUCCGACAAGGACCUAUACGAGAAGUUCUUGAGGCUUCUACAAGCAGAUGGACAUAUGAACAGCCCAGAGGCAUUAUCCACGUUCAAGCUUGCGCUGUCCUUGCGCUCGGCGGCGCCUCGAAUUGAAGCCCAUUACCAAUACUACGAAACUGCCGUCCAGCCGUCUCUGGGCUCAAUGGAGGAGGAAUGUGCGGACUGGAUAUUGCUUGGGGGGAAACGGUACUGCUCAGCGUCGCUUGAUCAUACCGAGACAACAACUCAGGCGAAACAGCAAAUCCAGCUGCUUCCAUUCGAUCGCACUACCGGCAGUGGACCGGAAGCAGUCUUAUACGCCGACAUUUCGAAGCCGGGAUUUGGCUCUCUCCAUACUGCUCUGGCGGAUAAGGCUAAGAAAGGUGAACUUUCUUACCGCCUACGGUAUCGUAUCGGCGAGAACGACGAGCGGGAACCUCUGCCAGUCAGUGGUUAUGGAGUCGAGCUUCAACUCAAGAGAACAGACUACAUCGUCAUUGACGAUCGGGAGGCUCAUUUUAACCCUGAUACGGAGAACUCCUCGCCUUUUGAAGUCGUUUUGGAUGCUGAAGAAGAGGUGACUGAUUUGAAACCACUUUCCAGCUCCGAAUUAUCUGGACUUGGAAUCAAAGCUGCUUCGUUCAUCAUGCAGAGCGAGGACCCCUUUCAGAAUUUGAUCAAGCUGACACAAGAUUUCCCCAAGUAUUCUGCUUCCGUUGCUGCUCACAAUGAGUCGGAGGCAUUCCUUGCAGAGCAUCUGUUCAACCGCGGACAAAUGGUUCCCGCUGGAAUGAAUGUGCUUUGGAUGAACGGCGUCCAGCUCAUUGAAAGACAAAUAGAACCCUUUACACUGGUUGAUCUACUCCGAAGAGAGCGAAAGCUCAUAAAGGGGGUGACAGACCUUGGCUUUACUGGAAAAGAAGCUGUGUCCCUACUUGGCCACCGUGAGGUUACUGCGGCGAAGUCCGGCGACGACGAGCCUCGUAGAUUUGACUGGACGGAUGAAAUCGAAGAAGGCGAAGUAAUCAUUUGGCUGAACAACAUUGAGAAAGACAAGCGAUAUGCCCAGUACCCGACUAGUCUCAUGGCUCUGAUGCAACGUACAUAUCCGGGUCAAAUCCCUCCGAUCAGGAAAGAUCUUUUCAACUUGAUCUUACCAGUUGACUUCACAAACCCGGAUGAUCUAUACGUAGUUGUGGAGCAGCUGCAAAGCUUCAUUCAGCGACUGUUACCCGUCCAAUUUGGACUGGUCCCCCUGACCCCGACCAAGGAAGCUGAAGAUCAAGCAAAAAUGGUAUUUUAUUUGCUUGAGAACUAUGGCCUCGCUGCUCUCCUCUCAUACCUAGAAUCUUGCCAUACUGGAAAGAAGAUAGAGAAGCUAGAUCAAUCUCAGUUCGAAACUGCGAUCAAGGAUCGAAGUCUUCUAGCUGAAGCCACAGCUUUGCCUUUCCAGGAUGUGUUUGAGUCGGAACAUCAUACUAAACAGGUGCAGCUUGCCAAGCACUGGGUUGAACGACUCAAGGCCGAUACACCUGUUCCUCCCGUGUUUCUCAACGGCCAAUCCAUCCCUCGAGAGAAAGGUUGGCUUCAGGCAAUGAGCAUGAAGCUCGGAGGCGAUUUGCAAACCAUUCAGCAGGGGAUAUUCUUGGGAAACAUCGACGAAGAGAUGUGGAUCCCAGGCAUAUUCAUCGACGGCGCUCCAAGCCGGCGUAAUAUCUACAUUUACCCCGAUAAAAACAACCAACUCACGGUCCUGGACGUGAACAAGGUCUACACUGAACAUGGCGAUCUUUUCAACGUGGUCCCUGUAAUUGAGGCAAAUGCUGACUCAAGCAAGGAGACAUGGGCUGCUCUCACUGUUGUGGCUGACUUCACUAUUAAAGCUGGGUUGGAUCUUCUCCUGUCAGCCUUGGACUUCCGUCGCAACAACCCAGGUGUCCGCGUGGACCUGGUGAACAAUCCUGCUUCUGGUACUGGCUUCAACGUCAACGCACUUCUCAAGAACGAUGUGGAAAAGUUAUUGGAGAUCGAAAACCUAGAGACCCUAGAGGUACUCGUAGCUGGUGAGAUUAGAGACAAAUAUGAGCCCUCAUCCUACGACUCUGCUCUGGGACGAUUCUUGGCAGCUGCUGGAAUCAACCCCGGAGAUCAGGUCCUGCUGCUCAACGGCCGGGUCGUCGGCCCUCUUGCUGCCGGGUCGGGCUUCAAAGAGGAUGAUUUCCAACAACUACUUGAGUUUGAGCAGUCCACCCGGAUUCUACCUGUUUAUAACGCAGUGGACGCCUUGAAUUUGACCCGGAAGGUAUCAGAUCCGCUCGCUGCCGCCAAGAUCACUUCCAUCACCGCUCUGUCGACAAUCUCUGAUCUUCCAGAAGGCAUAUUUGAGUCGGCGCCAACCCUGAGAACCGUUGUUUUUGAUGACUGGGAAUCCGAACAUACCAUGAUCGAAGUUGGAGACGCUUCUACAGCAAAUAUCCACCUCGUUGCGGUUCUGAACCCUGCAAGCGAGCAAGGCCAGAAAUGGGCCCCCAUUCUCAAGGUCUUGUCUGAACUAGACGGUGUUUACAUCCGAAUUUUCUUGAACCCCAAAGAAAAAAUGGAUGAGCUUCCCGUCAAACGAUUCUACCGAUAUGUCUUGGAGUCCUCGCCCACGUUCGAUGAGGCUGGAAAGGUCCGUCAUCUAGGCGCCAGCUUCAAAGGACUCCCUUCGGAGGCUCUGCUCAACUUGGGCAUGAAUGUCCCGCCUUCUUGGCUUGUUGCAGCGAAGGAUUCGGUUCAUGAUCUUGACAACCUCAAACUCAGCACAAUCAAGUCCGACAUCGAAGCAACUUACGAACUCGAGAACAUCCUGAUUGAAGGACACUCUCGAGAGGGCGCAGGCGGCGCGCCACGUGGCGUGCAACUGGUACUUGGAACUGAGCGAGACCCCCAUUUUGCCGACACUCUCAUCAUGGCCAAUCUUGGAUACUUCCAGUUCAAGGCCAACCCUGGUUACUACAAUAUCCAACUCAAGCACGGUCGCAGUUCCGAUAUCUAUACCAUCGAGAGUGUUGGUGCUAAAGGCUACGGUGCUGUUGCUGGCGACGAGGGCACCGAGGUGGCACUCAUGGACUUUCAAGGCACAACCUUGUACCCGCGCCUCAAUCGAAAGCCAGGAAUGGAACAAGAAGAUGUUCUUCAAGAGGCCAGCACUGCUGGUGACCUACUAUCUCGUGGCCUCAAGUUCGCUGAGGGCUUCCUGGGUGGAUCGAAACUCAAGUCGGCAUCGGCAGAAGAACAUGCGGAGAUAAACAUAUUCUCUGUUGCUAGCGGUCACCUUUACGAGCGCAUGCUCAACAUCAUGAUGGUUUCGGUCAUGAAGAACACGCAGCACACCGUCAAGUUCUGGUUUAUCGAGCAGUUCCUGUCACCAUCCUUCAAGGAGUUCAUUCCCCUGCUUGCAGAGGAGUACGGCUUCAAGUACGAGAUGGUGACUUACAAGUGGCCGCACUGGCUGCGUCAGCAGAAAGAGAAGCAACGUGAGAUCUGGGGCUACAAGAUCCUAUUCCUCGACGUGCUGUUUCCCCUCUCGCUGGACAAGGUUAUCUUCGUCGACGCGGACCAGAUCGUACGCACCGACAUGAUCGACCUCGUCAACCACAACCUAGAGGGUGCCCCGUACGGUUUCACGCCCAUGUGCGACUCAAGGACCGAGAUGGAGGGCUUCCGUUUCUGGAAGCAGGGAUACUGGUCCAAUUACCUCCGAGGUCUUCCUUACCAUAUUUCCGCUCUUUACGUCGUCGAUUUGCGUCGAUUCCGUGAGCUUGCUGCCGGUGACCGCCUACGCCAACAAUAUCACCAGCUGUCUGCCGACCCAGCCUCGCUGUCAAACCUCGACCAGGACCUUCCAAACCACAUGCAGUUCCAGAUCCCGAUCCACAGUCUACCCCAGGAAUGGCUAUGGUGUGAGACGUGGUGCAGUGACGAGAGCCAGAAAGAGGCGCGGACGAUUGAUCUGUGCAACAACCCGCAGACCAAGGAGCCGAAGCUGGAUCGCGCCCGCAGACAAGUCCCCGAGUGGACAGUAUACGAUAGUGAGAUUGCGGCCGUGGCUCGUCAGAAAAAGGGUGUCAGUGAUGUCGUUAGCGAGGAGUCUCAGAAGGUGGUUAGCGGAGACGAGGCCAAGAAUCCUAUGAGUAGGCGGCUGGAACAGGAGUCAGCGUCAGAGCCUACGGAGAGGCCGAAGGAUGAAUUGUAGGAUUUGUAGACGAUGUAGACAGUAAAAUAAUGUCAAUCUAGACAUGAUCCGUAAUUGUAGAGUUCGCGUCUAGUAAUGGGCGACCCUAGGAAUAGGAGUUAUUACACGUG
Molecule: messenger RNA, 4911 nt
Organism: Pseudomassariella vexata
Lineage: Eukaryota; Fungi; Ascomycota; Sordariomycetes; Amphisphaeriales; Pseudomassariaceae
Product: family 24 glycosyltransferase
Exons: 3
Coding region: 323-4801 (1492 amino acids)
Cellular component (GO): endoplasmic reticulum
Molecular function (GO): UDP-glucose:glycoprotein glucosyltransferase activity
Source: RefSeq, a predicted model, not a curated record